Messenger RNA from Ostreococcus tauri, 1632 nucleotides. RefSeq names its product Clathrin/coatomer adaptor,adaptin-like,N-terminal. Gene Ontology annotation, cellular component: membrane coat. The transcript is spliced from 9 exons. The record is from RefSeq and is a predicted model, not a curated record. Lineage: Eukaryota; Viridiplantae; Chlorophyta; Mamiellophyceae; Mamiellales; Bathycoccaceae. Gene Ontology annotation, molecular function: clathrin binding. Bases 1 to 1632 code for a protein of 543 amino acids. Gene Ontology annotation, biological process: vesicle-mediated transport; intracellular protein transport.
AUGCCACGUGACUCUAAGUACUUUUCUAGCAGUAAGAAAGGAGAGGUAGCUGAGUGGCGCCAAGAUUUGAAGACAAGUGAUAAGGUGCUAUUGAAGACUACUGUGAAGCGAAUCAUAGCCGCCAUGACUGUUGGCAAAGAUGUGUGCCCCUUAUUUCUGGAUGUGAUUAACUGCAUGCAGACGGAGGACAUCGAGCUGAAGAAGCUAAUAUACUUGUACGCGAUAAACUACGCUCGGUCCAAUCCGGAUAUUGCCAUCCUUGCCGUUAACACUUUCGUAAAGGAUAGUCAAGAUCCUAAUCCUUUCAUACGGGCGCUUGCUGUGCGAACGAUGGGAUGUAUACGUGUAGACAAGAUUGUGGAAUACUUGUGCGAUCCGCUCAAUCUAGCGUUGAGAGACCCAGAUCCAUAUGUUAGAAAGACCGCAGCAAUAUGCGUCGCAAAGUUACACAGCAUAAACAGUGAGCUCGUUGUUGAUAGGGGAUUUUUGCAGCAGUUGAAGUACCUAUCUGUGGAUGAAAAUCCCAUGGUUGUGGCCAACUCCAUAUCUGCUCUGGUCGAAAUUCAGAACGGGGAAUCCAGCGAAAUAAUCGACUCACAGUGCCUUUCCGCAGUGAUUGCGUCGCUCGAUGUCUGCACUGAAUGGGGCCAAGUUGCUAUUCUGAAUUGUUUGGCCGCCUAUAAGUGCGUAGACGGGUCUGAAGCCAAAAAAGUAAUUGAAUGUGCACUGCCAAAGCUACAGCAUGCCAAUUAUGCAGUAGUCCUCGCGUGCAUACGGCUAAUCAUCAAUCAUCUACAAGUUGAGCGAUCGGAUGAACUUCUAAAGCGGAUCGUUCCACCGAUGGUGACAAUGUUGAAUGCGGAGGCUGAGAUCCAGUAUGUGGCACUUUCGAGUAUUGAAGACAUCAUGAACCAAUUUCCUUCAAUUUUUCAUGAAACUUACAAGGCUUUUUUUUGCAAGUAUGACGAUCCAGCAUACGUUAAGUACAAAAAGCUUGAUAUUUUGGUCAAAGUCACGAAUGAAGGGAAUGUCGCUGAUAUCUUAGUCGAGCUAAGGGAGUACUCUGGUGAAGUCGAUAUAGAGUUUUCCCGCAAAGCAAUCCGCUCAAUCGGCGCGUGUGCUCUUUCAGUGCCCGCAUUUUCUCAGACUUGCGUGGACGCCCUCUUAAUCAUAAUUGAUACCAGAGUGAACUAUGCGGUGCAGGAGUCCAUAGUUGUGUUGAAAGAUAUAUUUCGAUGCUAUCCAGGCAAAUACGAGAGUGUAGUUACGCCCUUGUGUCGAUCACUUGAAUGCCUGGACGACCCAGAUGCGAAAAGCUCACUGAUAUACAUUCUUGGCGAGUAUGCAGGACGCAUAGAUAGUACACUCGACCUUUUGCAAACAUUUGUUGACACCAUACAAGAUGAACCUACAUCUGUGCAACUUCAGCUGUUAACUUCAACGGUAAAAUUCUUCCUGAAAUGUCCAAGUCAGCAGGCGAAAACUCUUGUGCAGAAAAUUUUGAAGUUCGCCACAACUGAUAGUGAACAUCCGGACCUCCGCGAUCGCGCUUACGUUUACUGGCGGCUGCUGAGUCAUGACACGGACACAGCUGCAAACGUGGUGACUGCUAAUAUACCAUUGCCAAGCUGA